AUGAAGGUUUGUGGGUCGGUAUGUCAUGCUCAGCUUAGACUUAUUGUUCCUGGAAAAAUGAGUGAACGUGACAAAUUGAUUGAGCAUAAUGCUCUGCUUUUGGAUCAAGUCUUCAGGUGGGGACGGAUCUAUGGUGUUAAUAUUUCAUCAAACUUCACCUUAGAACAAACUCUGCCCAUAACAGCAGUAAACUGA
This is a messenger RNA of Dovyalis caffra, 195 nucleotides long. The record is from the annotation of a GenBank genome assembly. Lineage: Eukaryota; Viridiplantae; Streptophyta; Magnoliopsida; Malpighiales; Salicaceae.